AUGGAUGUUUCUCCUGAAACUAAACUCAACAAGCAGAUAACAACUAGUUACAGUAGUUUUGCUGGUUCGUGUCAGUUGGCUGAUGGCUCAUCACCAAGAGACUUCACCUGUGACUUGAAUAAAAACCAUGAUCUACGCCAUCUCACAAAAGAGAUCCCUCUGAAAGAGUUUGUGUCUGGUAGUCAAGAGCUGUUCAGCCUAGACCUGUCCAAUCUCAAAGAGACAGACAGAGACGGUUCCAGUCAGGACAGCCUCACGCCUCUGUACGCUGGAUCUAUCAUCUUUGCCUUUGGAUUGACCAUAAUCUUGAUCCUGCAUAUUUAUCUGGGGGAAAGUUUGGUGCGAGUUAAAGGUGUGCUAGUGUCAGAUCACGAGCUCUGCAGCGCACUUGGCCAAAAAGUCCUUCAGGAUCACGGAUCGAGUGUGGAUGCAGCCAUCACUGCCGCCCUGUGCUUGGGUGUGGUGCAUCCACACGUGUCAGGUGUUGGUGGAGGUGGGUUGAUGCUGGUGCAUGACAUCAAUAAGAAUGAAACCAGGGUGAUAGAUUUUCAGGGAACUGCAGCUGAAACACUUCCAGAGGAGAUGCUGCAAAAUGUGUCAGAGCUUGAGGCAGGUCUACAAGUAGGAGUGCCAGGUAUGCUCAGAGGGUUACAUCAUGCUCACUCCCUGUACGGAAGUCUAUUGUGGGAGGAUGUGGUUGCCAGAGCAGCCGCUGUUGCCAGAGAAGGUUUCAAUGUGUCUUCGGAUCUCGCUGAGGCCAUAUUGAAGGUAAAAGGUGAGAAGCUACCACAGCGCUUCAGGGACGUGUUCUUCCCUCGGGGUCAAGCUCUGCGUCCUGGUUCUUUUCUGAGGAUGUCCAAUCUGGCAGGAGCCCUAGAGGCUGAUCUGUCAAACUGUUAUAAUAGGAACUUCUCACAAGAGAUAGUGGAUGAGGUGCAAUCAAAUGGAGGCGUCUUGAGCAUAGAGGAUGUUUGUAACUACACUGUGGAAGUUGAAGAACCAGUUAAAGGCCUAUAUGAGGAGUUUAUCAUCCAAGUUCCUCUCCCCCCGUCGGCUGGAGCAGCAUUGAUAUUAGCUCUCAAUGUGUUGGAGGGCUUCCAUCUCAACGAGAAAAACAAUACAAACAAUCAAACAAACCACUGGGUUGAUGAGGUCCUGAUUGGAGCUUUAGCUAUGACCAUUGGUUUGGGUGACACUAAACAUAACUCUUCAUUAACUGAGCUGCUCUCUGACAUGCUGAGUGACUCCCACAGGACUCUGCACGACUUCACCGUCAACUCCCUCCAGCCUGAGCUGCAGGCUGGACGAGUCGUAGUCAUGGGACCAGAUGACUUCAUGGUGUCAGUUGCAAGUUCCUUAAGCCGGCCGUUCGGGAGCAGACUCAUGACUCGGUCAGGUGUAAUUCUCAACAGCCUCAUGCUCGACUACUCCUGGCCAAAUAAAACAAAAGAGCAAACCAUCCAGAGAAAUGGUGUCCAGCCAGGAAAGAGGCCCCUGUCGUUCCUCAUGCCCACAAUAGUGGUGCCAGCCAGGCAUAAAUGUGGGAUCUAUAUGGUGCUGAGCAGCUCAGGUGGACAAGAGUGUUUCAGUGCGACCACACAGGUGUUGAUCAAUGCACUGUCCAAAAACAAAGAGAAGAAUGUCAGCGUCUCCCUGAAAAGACUCCACGUGCCACACGGACCUCUUGUUGACUUGGAGUUUCCAGCAGAGGGUGUUCAGGUCUUUCAUCAAAAGAGUCGUGCAGCUCUGGGAGCGAAGACAAACUGUGUUGUCCAGGGGAUCCUGAGGAACAAAGACAUCAUUCAGGCCAUAUCAAUACCCCAAUUAUCAGAUGAUUUAUAAUUUAAACCUCAUUAACAUAUCUGGUAGUACUGGGGUAAGCUGUUGUGCCAAUGAACGGUGUAUGUUUAUGGUUUGUGUGCAGUGAUCCCACCCUGCAGAGGUCAUUCCUCUAACAAGAACUUCCUUUUAAAAAUACGCAAUAAUGUAUUAAUAUGUGUUGUCUUCAAAGUCAUUAAUUGAAAUGAAAGGGAAAUAAGUGAGCUCCAGACUGAUGUUGUUAUCAGUAGUAGCACCACACGAGUGAUGAUGCAGGUUGAGCAAACAUGAACACUGUGACUAUGCUGGAGAAAAUGAGGGUGGUUACAUAAAACAGAUGCACACUGAAGAUACUGUCAGACAGGCUGUGUCAAAGGCUCAAACAUAUCACGAGUUGAUUCUGCAGGAACACAAACAUGUCACUCAAAACAUUGCACUCCAGGCAUCGGUUACAGUCAUGGAGCCAGUGUCCCUCCAUUCCUCAAGUGUUCUUUCCUUGAGUGAGUGAACUUGUGGUGUUUGAGAAAUGCUUGCUUACUCCUCAGAGGUUUUUUUUUCUGUCAGGCAACUACAGUAUGACCCUCACCCUCCUGACCCUUAAGACAAAGAAGAGCGUUCUUACCCCUUUAAAAUGUCUUUGAGAAAUGUUGUCUGCUGUAGUUCAGCCAUUUCUAAACAAGGGAAUGUUCAUCAGUUUGUCAACUUCGCUAAUAUGUUAACUAUUUAGCUCCAGAUGAAAUGACAUUUAUGUCCCCUGUGACAGGCAAGCAGAUUGGCAGGCAGGCAGAUGUGGGUAAAAAAGGUUUUGGAAGACAACAAUGUGGUAAAGCAUGUUUUUCAAUCUCCAGGAUAGCAGAGGAGGGCGUGGGAUCUGAGCACUCUGUAGGUCUCCCAAAUAAUGAAUAAUGAACCAAAUUAAAUUGUUACCUGCACCAAGGUCCUUAUGUUUUCUACUCCUGUUCUUUGUUUGGUUGUGUGUUUAUUUGCUUGUUUUUUUUUUAGCAAGAUUACACAAAAACUACUGGACGGAUUAACAUGAAACUUGGUGGAAUCAUGUACUAUGGGUCAGGAAAGUUCCCAUUAAAUGUUGGUGCGGAAUAAAUGUCAGGAUUUUUUCACUUUAACAUUGUGAGA
This is a messenger RNA of Paralichthys olivaceus (Japanese flounder), 2952 nucleotides long. RefSeq names its product glutathione hydrolase 7-like. NCBI's taxonomy places the organism in Eukaryota, Metazoa, Chordata, Actinopteri, Pleuronectiformes, Paralichthyidae. Gene Ontology annotation, molecular function: glutathione gamma-glutamate hydrolase. Gene Ontology annotation, biological process: glutathione catabolic process. Gene Ontology annotation, cellular component: plasma membrane. The record is from RefSeq and is a predicted model, not a curated record.